Molecule: messenger RNA, 2300 nt
Organism: Anolis carolinensis (green anole)
Lineage: Eukaryota; Metazoa; Chordata; Lepidosauria; Squamata; Anolidae
Product: sulfate transporter
Exons: 2
Coding region: 78-2300 (740 amino acids)
Biological process (GO): transmembrane transport
Cellular component (GO): plasma membrane
Molecular function (GO): bicarbonate transmembrane transporter activity; chloride transmembrane transporter activity; oxalate transmembrane transporter activity
Source: RefSeq, a predicted model, not a curated record
UGCCAGUUAAAAAUCCAUCUGUGAUUUAUUCAACAGUAUGUUUUAAUUCUUGUUUUCAUUUUAGCUGCCUUGGAGUAAUGGAGAAUGAUACUACCACACCGAAGUAUGAACCAAAUAAUGACAGGCCAAGCUCAACUUUGUCUCAACCAUCUGUUCCAUAUGUCCCUAUCAAGCUUGAAGAGUAUGAAACACCAGGCUUUAGUGUCAAGAUUUUCCUCAAGAAAGUUGAAAAAAGUUGCAAGUGUAACCAACGAAGUGUCCUCAACUUUUUCCUCAAGCUGUUUCCUGCCAUAGAGUGGCUUUCGCAUUACAGAAUCAAAGAAUACCUGCUUGGUGACAUCAUCUCAGGCUUACUGGUUGGAAUAGUAGCCAUCCCACAGUCAAUUUCCUAUGCCCUUCUUGCAAGCCAGGAUCCUAUUUAUGGGCUCUAUACCAACUUCUUCUGUCCCAUCAUCUACUUUGCCAUGGCUACCUCACGCCAUGUCUGUGUGGGUUCUUUCGGGGUCCUGUGCCUGAUGAUUGGGGAAUCAGUAAACCGACAGCUGAGGUUAGCAGGAUAUGAGUCAGAUGGUGCCACUGUCAUGAUGGCCAAUGCCACAUUGAAUGGGACAGUGUUUUGUGACAAAAGCUGCUAUGCUAUCAGUGUGGCAACAGCGUUAGCAUUUUUGGUUGGAAUAUAUCAGAUACUUCUGGGGGUCUUCCAGUUGGGCUUCAUAUCUGUAUAUCUUUCAGAACCUCUGUUGAGUGGCUUUGUAACUGGAUCUUCUCUUACCAUCAUCACCUCCCAAAUGAAUCUUGUCCUGGGAAUAAAAAUCCCCCGCCAUGAUGGAGUGGGCUCCCUCAUUUUAACAUGGAUUGACAUCUUCAGAUACAUUGGCAAGGCCAACAUCUGUGAUCUAGUUACCAGUCUGGUUUCUUUGGCUGUGAUUGUGCCAGUGAAAGAGGUCAAUAGAUACUACAGAGAUAAAAUGAAGGCUCCGUUUCCCAUUGAACUUCUGGUGGUCAUUGCAGCAACCCUGCUAUCCUAUUUUUUUGACUUCAAUAGCAAAUACAAAUCUAAAAUCUGUGGUGCCAUUCCCACUGGUUUCAAGCAACCUGCAGUUCCUGAUCUGAGACUUUUGUCAAAUUUGGCACUUGAUGCUAUACCUAUCGCUAUUAUUGGUUUUGCAAUGACUGUCUCACUAGCAGAAAUAUUUGGCAAGAAGCAUGGCUAUCCUGUACGGGCCAACCAGGAAAUGAUUGCUAUUGGCAUGGGGAACCUGAUCCCCGCUUUCUUCUCCUGCUUUGCUACCUCUGGAGCCUUGACAAAGACCUUGUUGAAAGAGUCUACAGGAUGCCAAACCCAAAUAUCAAGCCUGGUAUCUUCAGUUGUGAUGCUCCUGAUCUUGUUGUGGAUUGCUCCUCUCUUCUAUUCAUUGCAAACAUGUAUCUUGGGUGUAGUUACCAUUGUGAAUCUCCGAGGGGGUUUGCGGACAUUUGCUGACAUUCCCAAGAUGUGGAGGAUCAGCAAAAUUGACACUGUAGUUUGGUGGGUCACCAUGCUGUCCUCAUCAUUGAUCUCCACAGAGCUGGGCCUUUUGGUAGGGGUCUGCUUUGCUCUCCUCUGCAUUAUCUUUCGUACUCAGAGGCCCCGAGCCACUCUUCUAGGUAGAGUGAAUGAUUCAGAAAUUUAUGAGGACCAAUUCACUUACAAGAGGAUUAGUAGUAUUGCAAACAUCAAGAUCUUCCGCUUUGAUACCUCCCUUUACUAUGCAAACAAGGAAUACUUCAAAAGUUCACUUUUCCAGAAAACAGGAAUACAGCCUUCUUUGGUUGCUGCCAUGCAGAAAAAGGCUAAAGCAAAGGCAAAAGCAAUCAUGGACAAAAAUGAAAACUGUUUCUCUUCAAAGCUAAACUGCCUAAAGCUCACAAAGAAAAGCACCACACAGGUUUCAGAAGAUGUCUCUGCUCCAGUGAUUGAUAUCUGCACCUUAAUAAUUGACUGUGGGGCCAUGCAAUUUAUAGACAGUGUGGGUCUCAGUGUGCUGAAGGAGAUCCACCAAGACUAUGGCAAGAUUGGUGUCCAGGUGUUGUUGGCCAACUGUAAUCCAGCCACUCGACACCUGCUCCAGGCAAGUGGUUGGCUCACUGGGAUGGAAGAUUCAGGUUUGCUAUUCUUCCACAGUAUACAUGCUGCUGUGAAGUUUGCUGAGCAGCAGAACCAAGCUCAACAGAAAGAGAAUGAAGUAGUCAGAGAAACUUUUCUUAGCCAAGAACCCCAGAAUGUCUUAGUAGAUUCAAGUUUGGAAAGAUCACUGUAA